ACGGUUUCGCGUGAGCGACAUGAAAUAUGGCAGGAUUUUCGACAAGUCCCCUAAUUAUCGGAUCACUAAUGGUAACACUCGAUAUCUGGGUCCUCCAGAUCCUUGGAAGGAUUGCACUGGUCUCGUACUCUGCGUUACAAAACGCCGCAACAUACGGCAACUGUUGUUCCUGCUCUCGGGAGCCAUCACCGCUUGGUACAUAAGCCAGUCCAUGAAAGAGAAGAAGAUUGUGGAAUAUCGUUUCGACUUGCACAAAUACACGGAAACACAACGCUUCAACAUUCGCGAAAUAGACAUCAGUGUACCGAGGACGAAGGUAGUGUUGUCGCACACGGAAUUCAAACCCAAAGACACUGAUGAGUCCAUUGUAAAGCAAAUCUUUCUGUUGUAUCCAAAGCGAAAGCAGCCGCGUAUUUUAUGCUACCUCAAUACUCACCCACGUAACUAUGGCGCGAAAGCAAUACAUACGCAUUUCACAUGGGCGCGAAGAUGUACCAAACAUUUGUAUACAAGCACCAAGGAGGACCCUGUGCUACCAAUCCUGAAACUCAAUCUAUCUGCACCGGAGACAAGAAGCCACCUAUGGAGCAAGAUGCGAGUCGUGCUGCGUCAAAUUUAUCAGUACGUGGAAGAAUUUGAAUUUUUCCUCAAAGGAGAUGACGACACAUUUGUGAUCAUGGAAAACCUACUGGCGAUAUUACGAAAACAAUCACCAGAUGAUCCAUUCAUGAUGGGUUACUGGUAUCCUGUAAGUUUAACCGAAAGUGACUGCAAUUUUGGCACGGAAGGAAUAGUAAUUUAAAAUUGUUUAACGUGAGAAAACCUGCUUACUUUUAACUAGUUAAUAGGCAAAUGCACGACUUAAGCAAUGCGUGCUAUGCACAGCAGCGAGUGAGACCCAUUAUCUAUCGGCUGUAAGUGCAAAAAGUACGCUCAGACGUAAUCAUACAACCCGCUUUAUCCAAUCAUCCUUUGAGUAAGGAAAUGAGUUUAGGUAAUCCAGAGUGUCGCCUCCACCUUCUUGGUUGUUUCGACAACAGGUCAGGUUCGUCAAACAGGAUGUGGUGAUCAGUUAACUCGGGUCCUUCUAUACACCCGACUGGUUAGUUAGGUGCAUUGUCAAAUUCGCUUGAGUAACCCAAUCAGUGUAACUGAGGGCACAAAGUGUUUCCGUGGAAGGGAGUGGCUGUAAGUGAUCUGAGUAACGAUUGCAGACUUUCACUUAAUUCCACAGCAUAUCGUCAAGUGCAGCAAGCAGGUGAAAUGCAGCAUUUAUUUGUAAUCGGAUUUGUGUGGUACUGUUUGUUAAUGAAAACGGAAAUCGCUUGAGCUUUUGUUAUUCCCUGUGCAUCUCGAAUCUUGUGUCAAACCAAUCCAUGACCAAGUCAGUACCACCAAUGUGUUAAUAGCUAGUUGGUUUAACGAAGAUGAUCAGCACGGCGUAGGCCGGUAGGAGGUGAAGCAAUGAAAGCUUGAGAACCCUACCCCAUGUGGAGACAGAUUCAAUGACUGGCUCUUCCGCUUCACAGCUUUUACCAUACACGAAACCCAGUUGUGAAUAAUGCACUGUAGUCCAUUCCAACUGACUGCCGUAUGCGUAAUCCGCCUGAUGGCAAUCCUCUACACCAUUUGUUAUGGUACCCGAAUGAACCGCCAUGACCUUAGAAGCACAUCAGUGUUCCUGAGAUCGCGCCGAAAGUACCAAGAACGUCAGUUUUCCUUGCAAGCCAUGGGCCUUAAAAUGCCAUCUAUGCCGGCCUAGACCCACAGCCGCCUGCUCGGGCAGAUGGAUAUACCCUUUAAUUUACUUCCAUAUAUGGCAGUUUUAGAGAUUUUGAUUGUUAUAUACCUAAGUACCGAUACUAUCUGCUUGCUUACCAGCUUCCAUGGCGUUAAAAGCAUAGACUACAAGUUAUGUACGACAUUCUGGUUGGUACCAAGGCCAACAAUGUCUGCCAUCAACUUGUCUAGUCUGCGCUCAUUAUCACUGAACUUCAAACCGUUUCGCACUUGAGGUUCGUUCCAAAUUGCCCAUGACCUAGUUAGCAGAACCGAUACACUUGUUUCUUCAACAGAAUCAGGUAAAGGAUAUUUAACUAUUUGUUAUCUUUUUAUAUAAAAUUCGCUAGUUUUAGGAUACUUCUAUCUACACACGAUACAUUUUUGCAUGGCACAUGAUUUAAAAAUGGGCGGUACGUAAAUCCUUAAAUUUUCAAACUGGUGAAAUUAUCUCGGAUAAGGCUAACAGACAUCAAGAAUGUAGGACCCCUUCUUGCUGAUAUGACAUAUAUAAUGCAUGCAUUAGUUGUUAUACUUUCAUGCUAUAAAUAGGCCGAGCAUUGGACUGGAGGCAAGAUUAAGCUGAAAGGCUGCAGAUGGUUCGGCGUAGUAAUACGAAGCUUUGUCGUAAAUGUUCGCAUCAACGCAAUGUUUGUACGGUUGUAUUAUGAUCGAAACGAUCACAGAUUGAGCACCUAAAAUCAUGUAGGAAUUGAGAGCGAAUAAUACUUGGAACCUUCGUUGUGUAAUAAUUGUUAGUUGCUCAGUUUUUCCAUUCUCUUCAGUUAUCAGCGUGUACGCAAUUUCAUCCAUAAAAACACAGUCGAUCACUCGGGGUGGAUACUUCUCCGGCGGCGCAGGCUAUGUGUUGUCGCGAUCCGCACUAAGGAAGUUGGUCGAAGAAGCACUUGACAAAAAUCGCUACUGCCCCACUUUCGAUGAAGACAAAGAAGACGCAAAGAUUAGUGAGUACCGAUGUAUUACUUGAAUACCACAGCGGUUAAAAUAGUAGGCUAUCAUAGUAAAAGGCUGUGCUCCCAAAAUGACGGAUUAUGUUGUGUAGAGAUUUACAAGUUUUAGGAGAUCAAAGGGCAAUUGCGUAUAGAAUGUCAGCUAUAUAGAACUGAGCUUGUAGUCAUGGACAUCUAUUUCCUUGGGCUCAUUAUCGGGAGUGGAAAUAAAAUAGCAGGUUAAUUACUAACAAAAACACAACGGUAUCACAAGUGCUUGGGGUUUGUGUUCAGUACACUCACGGUUUGGGAAAUAUGGUUCAUGUAACAACUAGAAACGGAUAAGCAGAUAAAGUUAUAAUGUAAUAACAUAACAAAGCAGGAGACACCCGGGGAUCUAAUAUGCUUCAAAUCAUUUGGUCACCCGUGUUUAUGGGAAUCAUGCUAAUGUGUUGAAUAACUUCAGUUCCUCGAUACGGUAUAUAAACAAGUAAAUGGCGUAGGAGAUAAGAAUAUUAGAAAGAGGACAGGCAUAGGGAGAAAAUCGGAGGUAAGAAAAUAAAGGGAGAACUGACGACACGAUGAGCUCAGAUGGAGAACCGUCUUAAUUACCAUUGACAGUAACCCUAUGAUAUAACGGUCGUUCAGAGUAAGAUAAUAGCAAAAGCUAAACAAUAGUUUAAGCAGAAGACAAAAGCAUAUUACCCGUCCGAACACACUGUACUCCAUGACGCGUUUCGACUUAACUUGAUCUCAUCUCGUAGAGAUAGUAGGCCAAGCGUUGCCCGUCGUGAGCCGGUGGCUUGGGGGUAGAAGUCCCAAUUAACAUCCCAAUGGUCUUCAGUUCGAGGCCUGCUAUCUCCGCUAGAUGCGAGUACAUGUGAUCGAAACGCGUCGUGAGGGUUAAAAUGACUUGUUCCCCUGGUAACUGGGGUUGAUAGUUCCUGGGUUCACGUGUUUGGGAAAUAUGAGCGAUUGAUCAACUUGGUCGCUAACGGUCCCGAACUCCGGGCUAGAUCUAUUGCUCAACACACCUUAAAUAGCGCUACAUGUCAAUGUCCUUGUGAUUCGUUUCAAGUAAUUAGUCUACAGAGUAAUGCCUGAUUGUUUCAGUUUACCGAAGCCACAACUAUUCGGCGGCUAAUGCCAAACUUGUGCAAGAUGACUAAACUUACAGCCAGUCUCGCCUUACCUUGGUAGGCUCACUGAGCGUUUUUCUUUGAAAUGAAUGAUCUUGUACAUUGUUUCCCUAUUGUGCGCAAGGGGAUAAUUCCAAGAAUAUAUGCAAACAGUUGACGAGAACAUUCGAAAUACCUGAAUCCAAAGUAACCUGAAAGUGUUUAUUCUGCUUGCUAUUUUGAAACUUGUGAAGGGAAAAUCCUGUAUGAAAUAUCGAACUAGUAGUUUGAGAGGCAUGAUACAGCAGUUAACAGAGCAGCUCAGCUUAGCAAUAAAACGCAGAGUGGAGAAUACUCGGAAGACAAAAGGUGAGACAUUAAAGAAGAGGUUGAUGAAAUUGACUUACGACAAUCGCAGAAAUAACCACGAGGACUGGAUCCAAAAACUAUCCAAUCGGCCACUUUCCGUAGCAGCAAAACAAGUCCUCACCAAAAGGCUCAAAUACAACUUCAAGGAUGAUAAGACUACACAGAGUUCCUGUCCGGAUGCGAAAGCGCAACCCAGCGGGUUUGAAGACGAUACGCAGAAACAACUAAGAUAUCCAAGUAUUCCAGUUAUAGCACUGAACAAACAGCACAAUUCUCUAUCGCAACAAGAAAGGUCUUCAAUAACAGCCCCGAAAGGCGAUGAAUCCAUUGUCGUUUUACCUGCGGACAAGGGGCGCGUGAUGGUUACAUUGGAUAAAGCUGAUCAUGUUG
This is a messenger RNA of Dicrocoelium dendriticum, 4606 nucleotides long. The record is from the annotation of a GenBank genome assembly. NCBI's taxonomy places the organism in Eukaryota, Metazoa, Platyhelminthes, Trematoda, Plagiorchiida, Dicrocoeliidae.